GAAUCGUUCGCCAGGGUACAGAAAGAUUUCCGACGAUACAGAUUAAUCUCUUGCAUCCACGACCGUAGUCUCGAAUCGACUCCUCGAUCGAUCGUAAACUGGACCGUAAUUCGGUGGCAAGAAUGCAAUCGUUUCCAAAUGUCAUCUACUUGUUCCUCGUCGUCUUCAUUCUUGGAACUACGAUUGUACUUGGUGAACCCGAACCAAUGGCCCGACCAACGCGACCAGAGGUAUUCUCAAGCCCGGACGAGCUAAGGAAAUACCUUGACCAUGUUAGCGAUUACUAUUCUCUGAGCGGAAAAGCUAGGUACGGGAAGAGAGGCGAUGGUCCAUUCGCGAUCUCGGACGACGGCCGUGCUUGGGACACGGUGAAAACGAUCCUGGACGUUUCCCAACAACCGCAACAACCGAGAUUCGAAAAGAGAAAGCUGGAGAGACGUCAGUUUUUUCGCGAGCUGGACAGUUCCGGCGACAGGAAGCAGCACGGCACGAGAAUCGACGCCCGACCUUGUCACGUGCUAGACAUAGAUGACAAAUACUACGACGAUGUGCAAUAAAACGAUCUGUGCGUUCCCCUUCAUUUACAGCGUAUACGUCUUUUCGUUACACGAAUUAAUUGUCAUAUAUCCUUAAACUGUUUGUCGACGUCGAACAAGGUAAUAUCUCCCACGAAACGGUUAACCCUUAAUCUUUUUACUCGAGAACGACGCCUUGUACAUCUACAGCUGGAAAUGAAACGGAGGAGGUUCGUUCGGACGGCAUGAAAGUACGCAAUUAGAAUAUUUAAUUGUUCGUUUAUUUCGAUAAGUUAUAAGUUGACACGCAUUUUCCUGUGAAGCAACGUUAAAAUUUGAAAUAAAUGAUAAUU
Colletes gigas is the source of this 868-nucleotide messenger RNA. RefSeq lists its product as uncharacterized. Gene Ontology annotation, cellular component: extracellular region. The record is from RefSeq and is a predicted model, not a curated record. Gene Ontology annotation, molecular function: hormone activity. The transcript is spliced from 3 exons. The coding region runs from base 123 to 557 and encodes 144 amino acids. Lineage: Eukaryota; Metazoa; Arthropoda; Insecta; Hymenoptera; Colletidae.